Dermacentor andersoni is the source of this 4880-nucleotide messenger RNA. RefSeq names its product membrane-associated transporter protein-like. Gene Ontology annotation, cellular component: membrane. NCBI's taxonomy places the organism in Eukaryota, Metazoa, Arthropoda, Arachnida, Ixodida, Ixodidae. Gene Ontology annotation, molecular function: sucrose:proton symporter activity. The record is from RefSeq and is a predicted model, not a curated record.
UUCGUAUAUACGUCACGCUCGUCUGGACGUUACCUCGAGAAAGAAGACGGAACGCAACGCACUGAAAUAGGCGGCGCAGUUUUCCACGCAACGGGCGACCGGCCGCAGGAACCUCCUCGGCCGCAUGCCCUCCGAAGCCUGCGCCGACUUCACCGCAUCUCUUCGUUUUUUUUUUUUUUUCCUCUCCGUCGUUUGACUCUGGGCACAGGCACAGCAGUGCAGUGCGCUCGCGAACGAAGGCGUUUUAUUGUGUGUGUAUGUGCGUGCGUUUCGUUUGUUACGAUGCCUGCGCGAUGACUGGUGUGCGUGCGUGAGGGUCCGCGGCCUUGCAGUGUACGGCCUAGCGCACCCGUUUUCUUUUUCUUUUCUUUCCUUUUUUUUGUGUGUGUGGCUGGAUUUCGCCGGUUGUUUGCGCGGUGGAAACUUACGGACCGCCCAGAAUGUCAGCAAGGCCGUAGCACGAUGACGCCGUUCUGAAGAAGGCCCGACGAGACCGACUACGUGAAGCAACCAUGGGCUCCAGCGACAUACAAUGCCCUCUUGGAGUACGCGACAUCCCGCGAAAGUACGCGCACAUCUUCCGCAAGAAGAGGACCUGGGAGCUGGUGAUGCUCAGCGGAGCCGUGUGCGGUAUCGAGCUGUGCUACGCCGCCGAGACGGCCUUCAUCGGCCCCAUACUGUUGGGCCUCGGGAUACCCAUCUCGUUCGUGGCGCUCACCAUGUGCCUCAGCCCAGCGCUGGGCUUCUUCAUCACGCCGCUGCUGGGCUCAAUGAGCGACACCUGCGCGUCCCGCUUCGGCCGGCGGCGGCCUUUCAUCGUGCUCCUCUCGCUGGGCAUGCUGCUGGGCCUGAUACUCCUGCCCAACGGCCAGGACUUUGGCAUAGCGCUCGGCGACAGCGGCAUGGACGAAGAACUUCUAGGAAAAGGCAGCGUCGUGAUUCCGGAGGGGAACUCUACGAACGUUCCUUCUUUGCCUUCGAACAACUCGACUGCCGGGAAUGACCCAAACCACGGCUGGUCCACGCACGGCCGGGGCAUCGCGUUCACCAUCGCGGGCUUCGUAUUUUUGGACAUGUGCUGCGACGCGUGCCAAUCGCCGGCCAGGAGCUACGUCCUCGACGUCACAAUCGUGCCGGACCACGCGCGGGCGCUGUCCAUGUUCACCGUUCUGUCGGGCCUCUCUGGCGCUGUCGGCUACAUCAUGGGAGGCAUCGACUGGGAAAGCACGGCGGUCGGAGCCAGUCUUGGCGGGCACGUCAAGACCGUGUUCGGCAUCGUCGGCGCAUUCUUCGUCGUCUGCAUCGUGCUGACUCUCACGAGCUUCCGCGAGAUGCCGCUGCACGUCGUUAGGGCGGCCACGGCGGCUGGGUACUUUGACCAAGACGGGAGCCGCGGCGACUAUGAGAGGUUCACCAACGACGAGGCCAGCGGAUGCGAGGAGACCGAAAGCGUGGAGCUCGCGAGGCGCAAGGCGAACAGUCCCUUCAAAGACGGAGACAAGAGCGCGGAAGAAGAGGCGUCCCCGACGGUGAAGGCUUACCUCCUCUCCAUAAUCUACAUGCCCAGGUCCAUGAUGUUGCUGUGUAUAACCAACCUGUUCUGCUGGAUGGCACUGGUCAGCUACUCGCUGUUUCUCACGGAUUUCGUGGGCGCCGUGGUUUACGGGGGAGACCCUGUGGCGCACAUGGGCACAGAGUCCUAUCGUCUGUACCAGAGCGGAGUGCGACUGGGUUGCUUCGGCCUGGCCAUCGACUCUGUCACCUGUGCGCUUUACUCCCUCUUCAUCGAGAAGCUUGUGGACCGCUUUGGUGCCAAGCCAAUAUACGUCUUAGGCCAGGCGGCCUACUGCGUGGGCGUGGCUCUGCUUGCCAUUUUCCGCACCAAGGCAGCCGUGCUGCUGGUGUCCCCCGCGGCGGGUCUCUUGUACGCCACCCAGUUCACAAUGCCUUUCAUCCUGGUGGCGCACUACCACAGCUCGAAAAUGGUGGAGGCUGGCGCCGACUGGUCCGAGCGCGGCCUGGGCACCGAUAUCGCGCUCGUUAGCAGCAUGAUGUUUCCGGCGCAGUUGCUUCUGUCGCUGUGCGCUGGGCCCAUGGUUCGUCUCUUCGGAGGGACGCCGACUGUCAUCAUGUACGGCGCGGCGCUGGUCAGCGCCUGCGGGGCGCUGUGCGCCACGCGCGUCACCUACCACAAAUUGCGCUGAACGUAUACCACGGAGGAAUGAACGCUUUGUGUGGCGCGAUUCCGUGGGACAUCAUCGGCGCCGUGACCUGAAACCACGUGCGUGUGACCGCUGCAAUUGACGGGAGAAGGCACACGCGCCUAAAGCGCAAGAAGAGCGGCAUGCUGCGCUUCAGCCGUUUCUUCCCCAGAAACUCAAUUUUUGAAGCAAAGUGAGAGUUUACGGAGGGUAAUGUAGAACCGGUUUCAUUGACAGUCGACUGUUUGUCACCUACUGCGGUUCCAGGUUGCGAAUUUUUGACUGAUACUUUUGCUCUCCACAUUGCGAAGAAUUAUGUGCGCCUCUUUCUCCUUUUAUUCCCGUUACCCCUUUCCCCAGCACAGGGUAGCCAGCCGGUAUUUACACUGGAUAACCGCCCUGUCUUUCGUUCCCUUUUGUCUCUCUCUCUCUCUUUUAAUGUGCCACCCACCGCUUCCAAACGACAGUGCAGCUUACCGCAAAUGUUUUUCAUCGGCUGGUCUUCUCAGCAAUUAUCGUGGUUGCUUUAAACGGUAUAGCCAUAUCCCACCUCACCUGAAAGAUAUGUAUAUAUGUAUGCGUCGCCGCUGAAUAAUUGUCUUUAUUUACCAGAGCAUCAUUUACCAUAUCAUACCGAACAUAGCCAUCCGCAGUCAUCUCCUGAAUGAUGAGAGUUGCGGCGCACCUGUGCGCUGCAUUCGCAAUGCUAGUCGCAUUUGACAAGUAGUAACCUAAAACACAGCAAAUGUCUGCUUGUAGCACAGCCCAUGAUAGCCCCGUUCGAGCUCGUAAACGUUAUUCGAAACGACCUCAUAAAUUUGUUACAUUAGGACCUAACUUUCAGAAGCAUCGUCAACUGUUUAAAGCGUGCAAGCAAAUAGAAAUGAAUGAAAGCAAAGAACAGCGACCUCUGUUCCAGGCAGCAAACUUUAAUUUACGCAAGCAUACGAGUGCAUCUGUGAUGUAUAUAGCUCAGGAACGCCGCCUGCUUAUCUAGAAUGUGUUGUGAAGCGUUAGGCGCGCUCACUACACCAGCUCACAUAUUCAUGCGUUCCGCAUAUUGAGCGCCUAACAGCACGGAUGCAGAUUUGGAAGCGUUGGUCGCAGGUUAGAUAUUCGGCGACGCUGUCUGAAGAUAUGACCCAACGUGAAGCAAGUGCAUGAGACUGAUGCUAAAACAGUAUAUUUGCGCAUCAUUUACAGGCAUUGUUACGUAUAAAUGGCACCGACAGGGUUCACCUUAGUUCCGGUCUUGCGUUCAUUAGGAACGCGACAAUAUCACUUACAAUAAUAAAGAAUGCUUUGCUAAACUGCAAGCGGCCCGUACUUAGAUGCUGACAGGUAAACGCGUGGAUCAUAAUCAGGACGAGGAGUAUCCGUACGUGCAUCUGCAUUAAAGACGCGAGCCAACUAUGUCGGGCGCCACGAGUGCAAUAUGUAACUCUUGAUAGUUACGUCUGCGGAUGACCUCUCCAGCGCUGCGCUCACUAUGCUGACAAGUUAAUGGCAGUGCCAAGUUGUAAGAUUACCGCUGCAGUAAACAAGCCACUACCUCUAUACCGGCCUUGUUCUGUAUGUUUUUGCGCAUCCAGAAACGGCCACAUGCUCCAUAUUCCGAGGUUGAAGUAUAGGUGUGCAAAGGAUGCUCGCAACUAACGUAUUGAGUUGCUCAAACCCGCGUUGUACCUGAGUUCAAAGGUACCAGCACAAAUAGGGCAGUGGUAAAACCUAGUCUCGACAGGGGAAAUGACUGGGCGCUGUUGCGUCGUGGCGAGAACCGCUCUCAAUGCGGCGGAGGCGGCGCACGAGACGGCGCAAGAAUGCCGUCGAUACAUAGCACGCUUUCCGCGCAGGGCGGGGGUAACCUGUCGGGAAGCUGCACAACACAGUUGCAACAGUGAACGCGGCGCUGCGGUGCGCGCUGCCCAUGAGUCUGUGAUCACAAAAGACGCGCCUUCGUCGCGCAACUUCCCAGUUUUAAUCCCUCGCUCGGUUUUUUACCACGGAUUUUAGUCCAGGCAGCUUCCAUUUUCCCUGUAACAGCCAUAUUUCGUCCUAUUGUGAAAUAAGUACUGCCCUCCCCGGAAAACUUGGCUGCAACGGCGCUUUUUGUGAGGUUACGACAAAACGCAGCUGUCAACCUCCGCAUCCGCACAAACAAAUUUUACGACGCGCCAAGGAAGGACUCUACAUAUCGUGUUUACCGAAGGCCACCUGGAAAAUCCAUCAAGCCAGCCACCUGAGUUCUACGUCCAGAAACUCCGGAUGAGACAAACUCGCGCCAUAUUUAGAGUACCGCGCAGAGGAAUAUAUCACCCUCGUCGGUACAGUCAGUGUCGGGAAGUACUGAGAUGUCGCUGUAAAAUGCGGAAUGCCGCAUGCAUACCUCUUUGAAAACCUGUGUAAGUGUUGCGUUAAUAUAACAAUGUGCCAAAAGGGCGGAAAUGUGCCCCAACGUAGCGUUUACAGUAUUCACAUGUGUUUCCGGUGUCGUUUGUGUGUUUAUCUGUCUCCGUUUCGUUCUCGUAAAUUGUCCGGAAGCUGUGCACAGACGGGGAAGCGCAAGUGUUUACAUUGCGCGCGAAGGAAAACGAAACUUUAGCUCCGUGAACGAACCUCAAUGCAUAUGUUUGUCUUGAGUUCCAAAAUAAAAACUGCGCGCUUUGCUUUUUUUUUCUA